CUCGAUACAACAUCCAUCCUCGCAUCCAAUCCAUCUACCCUUAACGCUCGUGACCAUGUCGUUCAAACUCUCGCUCUUCUCGGACGACGGCAAGCUCAUGCCCCUCGCCAACGACGACGAAAUGUUCAUUCUCGAACGCCCGGGGGUUUCCUUUACCUGUACUACUGCGUCAGGAUCCAAGUUUAAAGCCAACGGACGCAUCUACAUCACGACGCAGCGCCUCGUGUUUUGCGCCGACAAGGGCACGACCCAGCACGACACGUUCUUUGAAGCGUUUGAAAUCCCCCUCGACAAUGUCCGUCGUGAUAAAUUCAACCAGCCCAUCUUUGGCGCGUGCAACAUCUCUGGCGACGUCUUCCCCGUACAAUACAUAUCGUCCCUAGAUGUCAUAUAUUAUUGUUCUUACUACAUCAGUAUACUUGGAAUCAUCACCACCACCCUGCAACCGACCAAACAAACUACGACGACGUGACGCCGAUCCAUUGGAAGGUGUCGUUCAACAACGGCGGCACCGGGACCUUCUUGACCGUGUUUCUCAAACUCAUGGAGCAAAAGAAAAAAGGCGACAUCGACGCAUCGUUUGUGGCCAAGCAACAGCAAAAAGCAUUUGUCGACCCAAACGACCCAAGUGUCAUCUACGUCACGCAACCCGUGCGCCCGCCUCGCAAGCCCAUGGCAUCAUGUUAACUAACCUCGAUCACCAUCUCUUAUCCCC
This is a messenger RNA of Aphanomyces astaci, 715 nucleotides long. RefSeq lists its product as hypothetical. The transcript is spliced from 5 exons. NCBI's taxonomy places the organism in Eukaryota, Oomycota, Saprolegniomycetes, Saprolegniales, Verrucalvaceae. The record is from RefSeq and is a predicted model, not a curated record. Gene Ontology annotation, molecular function: chromatin DNA binding; transcription coactivator activity. Gene Ontology annotation, cellular component: nucleus. Gene Ontology annotation, biological process: positive regulation of DNA-templated transcription. The coding region runs from base 56 to 472 and encodes 138 amino acids.